Messenger RNA from Trichoderma harzianum CBS 226.95, 669 nucleotides. RefSeq lists its product as hypothetical. The transcript has a single exon. Bases 1 to 669 code for a protein of 222 amino acids. The record is from RefSeq and is a predicted model, not a curated record. Lineage: Eukaryota; Fungi; Ascomycota; Sordariomycetes; Hypocreales; Hypocreaceae.
AUGGCGGCCGACGACUUCGACGGCGAUCAAAGAUCUCAUCACACCGACGAAAGCAUAAUAAAUCGGAAAAGGGAAUUGAAGGGCCUAUCCAGCAGCUUCUCAUCCAACAUCGGUCAACGGAUCUCACCCACCCAUCUCCCAAGCAGCUCUGGCAAGUCAAAGAACGACGGCCGCUCCGUCAAGUCGAUCGUAGCUUGGCUCGAAUCAGCAUCAGCCAACUCCGAUGCAUCGAAGCAUUCUGGAGAUGACAUCAAAUCCGUGCACUCUGUCGGCACAAUCUCGUCAGCGGGCUCGAAUUCAUCGCUGUUGAGUCGACAUACAAUACCUGGAGCUUCAGAUGUAGAGGAGUAUUCCUUGACAUUGCUUAAGUACAAAAAAUACUAUACCGAGGUGCCGUUGGGGAGAUGCUUGGAUGGCCAUGGACAAGAUGAUGCGCCAAUUGAAACUGCAUCCACUGAGGUUAGUCUACAGCAGCAAUUCCACGACUCUAGUUCCGCCUACGGCAUGUGUUCAGCUUCGGAUCAACAGCUAUCUGAGUAUUUGAAACCAAGCUAUGAGGGGGACUCGGCGCUGAUGGACAAUAUACAGCCAAACUCUGCGAAGAAAGAUGGUUAUGAUUCAGAGGAACAUCUUUUCCAUCGAGAUCCUGAAGAGGUGCUGUCAUUUUAG